Molecule: messenger RNA, 1356 nt
Organism: Homalodisca vitripennis (glassy-winged sharpshooter)
Lineage: Eukaryota; Metazoa; Arthropoda; Insecta; Hemiptera; Cicadellidae
Product: rho-related BTB domain-containing protein 2-like
Exons: 10
Biological process (GO): proteasome-mediated ubiquitin-dependent protein catabolic process; regulation of proteolysis
Cellular component (GO): cytoplasm
Molecular function (GO): ubiquitin protein ligase binding
Source: RefSeq, a predicted model, not a curated record
CCCAAUCGCGAUGAGGCCUACCUUAGCUACUUUCGAGACCGCAGCCCUUUUCUCAGAGCCAUCCGCAAGACUGACCUAGUGAUGCCAGACCAGGCACGCAGUAUCGCGCGUGAGCUGGGAGUCUAUUAUUACGAGACUAGCGUACUCACGUACUAUGGUGUCAACGAGGUGUUUGAAAAUGCUAUCCGAGCAGCUCUCAUUGCACGGCGACAGCAACGUUUUUGGAUGACUAAUCUCAAGAAAGUGCAACGUCCACUGCUUCAGGCACCAUACUGCCCGCCCAAGCCUCGGCCACCGGAGAUACAUGUGUCUCCCUCAACAUACGAGGAGAGUCUCCACUGGCUGUUCCACACGCAGGCACAUGCUGAUGUCAUCUUUGUCGCCGGCGCUGUGGGUUUCUCAGCGCACAGGUUCAUCCUGGCCGCCGCCUCGCCGGCACUACAUCGCUUGCUGUGUACCGACCUUACUGGUGAACUGAGCACCCGUAGUGCCAGCGAGUCCAGCAUGGUAUCAACUUUUGGAGAAGCAACAUCAGGGGACUUCAAUGAAGACACUGAGUACUUGAUUCGUGUGGAGAAACCAAUGAGGGUUUGGGACCAGCUGAAACGCAGAUCCAGCUGCCAAGUGUUGACCACCUCCAGCAAUAGUUCCAACACCAACAAGAAGGUAUCGGGUAGUCGCGAGCUCAACCAUCCAGCAUUCUCUGCCAUCAGAGUACAGCAGUGUGAAGUGAUGGACCAGCACGGAGGAGUGUCCAGCUGUGUACAGACAGUAGUCACUCUCACCAAGCUGGUGACUCCCCACGCUAUCCAGCAGUGUCUGCAGUUCCUCUACACUGGCACAUUGGACAACCGAUACUCCCAGCUACAGAGCCUUCCAUUAGGAUUGCUCUUGGAAAUUCGACAAGCAGCAGAGUUCAUGGAGUUACCAGAAUUGUUAGUCUACGUCUCCAACAUCCAAGCACACGAGGAGUUCCUCAACCCUGAGCUGAAGCAACGAUACAGACAGGCUAUUCGGGUGAGACUGAAGGAAUUAGUUUUGGGGCAAGGUCUGUUUGCUGACGUGCUUUUUCAACUGGAUGAUGGCUCUCUCUCAGCCCACCGUCCUCUACUCAUGGCACGCUGUGACAUGAUGCGAGCCAUGUUCUCUGGGGAUUUCCGUGAGGGAAGUGCCAAAGUGAUACUGUUUCCCGGGAGUGCGAACUGACACGUUCAGGCAGUUGGUGAGUUUUCUGUACUGCGAUGACGUGAGCACAGUGCUACCAACCCGCUGCUUGGAUCUGCUGGAACUGGCCAACCGACUGUGCCUGCAACGGUUGGUCAAUCUGGUGGAGAAACGUGUAGUGGAGGAACUGUC